Messenger RNA from Etheostoma cragini (Arkansas darter), 1536 nucleotides. RefSeq lists its product as uncharacterized. The coding region runs from base 33 to 737 and encodes 234 amino acids. Lineage: Eukaryota; Metazoa; Chordata; Actinopteri; Perciformes; Percidae. The transcript has 3 exons. The record is from RefSeq and is a predicted model, not a curated record.
UUCAUGACAAGCUUUGUUGUUGCAGUGCAGUUAUGCAAUAUGUGCUGCUGCUCCAGGUGUGCCUCCUGGGACUUGGCCUGUCUGUGGCCAGUCCUGGUAGGACCUUUCUGUUUAUGUUUCCCCCUCAUAAUGACUCAACACCAAAUGUUGACCAUACAGUAACUAUCACAGUCCCUGAUGUUUGGAAUGCAGUUACUGUGAAGGUUCUGGAAAGCAGCUACGUCCAACACCUCUACCUCUCUGCUAGCCAGUCAAAGACUAUUCACCUGCCAUUAUCUGUGGGAAUGACCAGUGAUCGCUCCUCCCACCUUCUCAGUGUGACAUCUAUGUGGCCUGUUACAGUCCUCGCCUCAUUCUGUACCCAGACUGGUUGUGAUCACAGUCUCCUUUGUGACGUGUCAUCCUGGGGCAGCCACUACUACCCCAUCACUCCUAACUUCCCUGACCAGACUGCUGUCAGCCAGAUGGUGAUCACCAGCUCAGACCAGGGGACAUCAGUGGAUAUCGUCCUUUCAGGGGAAGUGCUCUUUGAAGGCAAUAUGUACCCCAGGGAUAGUGUCCUUAACUUGUACAUAGGUGGGCUGCAGAGUGCUUACAUCCAGAGCAACUUCAGCCUGUCUGGCUCAGAGUUAAUCUCCAAAGAAGCUGUAGGUGUAGUGGUUGGUUUUACCUGCUCCAAACACACACUUAGGGAUUGCUUGUAUGGAUUUGCUGAACUGAAACCAGUCAAACACUAAGAUUUUGAAUAUGUUAUCCCGCCCUUGGUAAACACAGGAAUGAGUUACAGUUUCCUGUUGGCCACGACUACUAUUAAAGCUGACCUGGACGUCACAACCAGAACCAUGCGAAAGAAUUUGUCUGUUGCUGGUGGCAUUAUGAAGGCCAUUCCUGUUUUGACCUCGGAUAAAAUUUGCGUUACUAGUGAUGGUCCUCGUCAACUUGUUUACUUCAGACGUGGCAAUGCACGGGGUCGUUCAACUCUAACAGUACUGCCAUCUGUUGAUGAUAUCUGCCAGACUGUACCUCUGUGUGAUUAAGGUGAUAUGAGUAUGGAGCACGGUGACAGUACUCGCACAGGAGAUUUAAAGACUGAUGUUAGCUUCUGCCAGAAGCUCAACCUAGCUCAGCUGCCUGACAAUACAAAGACCCAUUAUCUUAUCACUGACACGGAUAUGGGAUACUAUCUGAGUACCAUAAACAGACAACUAUAUCCAGCACUGUGUGAGAGAGGUACAGCUUCUUGUGAAGAGUUGCACUGUGGACACAAGCGGAAGUGCUUUAUCAACAAUGGAAAACCACUCCGUUCUUUGAAAACUAAACUAUGCUCUACAUGGGGUACUUCUUAUUUCCGCUCAUUUGAUGGAAGAGAUUUUGUCCUACAUGGAAACUGUAACUACACUUUAGUUCAUACGACUUGUCCAGGCUUAAAUGCUUCUGUUCCACUACGAAUUAAUAUAGCGCAAGCAUAUUAUAACAGUGCUACUGCCUCCACCAUCCACACAGUGCAGAUAAGCAUCCAGGACUUUAAUAUCUCCA